CGGCUCAGGCGCCAGCUCCGGCAGCUCAAUCCCAGGCGGCAGCUCCGGCUCAGGGCGUCAAGCGGCCGGCGGAGCCCAAGAAAGUGCCUGCGACGCAAGCGGAGCGAAGGGCUCCGAAUGACCGAGAGAAGAAGCCGCUCUGGCGCCAGUGCCUCGAUCGCUCCGGCGGCAUCGGUAAGGGCCAGGUGCGAGGCUUCGUGCAGUUGAUGCGCUCAGACCUGGACCUGGCCACCAAGAACGGGUUCAUGGAGGCCUUGAGGCUGACGAUCAGCCCCAAGCGCUUACUGCGCUUCGUGAAGCACGGGGGCGUCACCAGGGUGGUGCUGUGGUUGGAGCGCGCCUUGGGGGAGUCCUCCAGCCCGGAGCUGGAGACGUUCUUGGAGAACUCCCUGAAGUCCCUCCGCAUGCUGAACCUCCGCGCCAUGGACCAGUCCUCCGCUCAGAGCCUGGUGGAGCUGAUUCAGCGUCUCCGCCAGCGGCUCCAGGUCGGGCGCAAGGGGGCGGACAGCGCGGCCAAAGCGGCGGUUCCCGCCGCGCCGAGGACCCCGCCCCAGGCGGCGCCACGGACGCCGCCGAAAAGGAACACAGGCCCACCGCCCCGCAACCGGGCGCCGGUGAUCCGCGUGGAUCGAGCGGAGCGCGAGCCGCGCGCAACAGGCGAGCUGAAGCCGCCCGCUUCGCCCGUUUCCGCGGCGGCGGUGCCCUUUGCGCCACCGCUGGGGGCGCAGCCCAAGACGCCGCCGCUGAGGUGGACGGAGCCGAAGGAUGCGAAGCCGCUGCUCUUCGGGGAGAAGUCGCCCAAGGCCUUGCUCUUCCAGGCUCCGGCGUUCAAGGCUGCACCGGGCGAAAAAGCUGAAGUUCAGAAGGUGCUUUUCCAGGCUCCGGCAUCGAAAGCACCACCCGAGGGACGGGCUGAAGUUCAGAAGGUGAGCUCUGUGAUCGCGCUGGAUGAAGCGGUGCCCAGAGCGCGGCCCAGCUGCCUGGUGCGACCCUCGGCCCGGCCCGAAGCGCCGGCGGCCCCGGCCUCGCCCAAGAGCCGACCCAGCAAUGCGCCGCACUUGGUCCUGCUUGCCCAGCCCUCCACGCCGGAGCUGGACGCAAACCCCGUCUCGCCGGAAACGGAGCCGAAGGUUCAGGAGAAGCCGAGCCCGGAGCUGCCACAACAGCCGCCCGUGCCGAAGCUCGUGACGUCAGCUUCACCGAAAGCAAAGCCUCCGGCGAAGGAUGGCGACGCCAAGGUGCCGGCAGCCUUCCGGGGGAAGGAGAAGGCUCGUGUGCCUGCGGCCUUCCGGGCGAAGGAAAAGGCCCGACUCUGGGCGGAGGAGUCUUUGCGCGUGGCCACGCCCAAGGCCGCCACGAGCGCGGCGGCGUCCGUCGACGCGGCGUUUGUCGACGCGGACGCCGGCGCCGAGCUCCCCGUGAAGUUCGAGCGCAAGCGCCCGGCGCCGCGCGUGGUGCCGCCGCCGCGCCGGAAAUGGGCGCGGCUGGCGCCGGAGGCGACGGAGGAGCCCAUCAGCCACCCAGAGACGGAAGAUGCGCUGCAGGAGGAAUGGUGGCACCAGCAACAACAGCAGGUGGCGGCGGAGUUUUUGUUCGCCGCAGUGCCGGAGGAGGAGAUGGACUUGGCAGCACCAGUGGAGCCGCAGGAGUGGUCCUUCCAGGAAGACCUGGGCUUAGACAAGAGCGAUGAGGAGAUGGUAAAGCAGGAUCACGAGGAGGCCGAAAACGAGGAGAUGGCUGAGGCUCCCGAAGAGUCGGUGGGGGAGACCUUGGAGGCCUUGGAGGCCUUGGACGCCUUGGACGCCUUGGAGGCCCAGGUCUCCUUCGAGGCGCUGCGCGUGGCGCGCCUGGAGCGCCAGCUGGAGACGGGCCACGCGGCCGGUGACGCCGGUGACGCCGGUGAGGCCGGUGACGCGGACGCGGAGGAUACGGAGGAGGACACCGAGGCGGAGGAGGUGGGAGUCGCCCACGAGGUGGGCAAGACUUUGGGCGUGCCGCCGGAGUCGCUCCUGGCUGCCCCCGCCACACCGCCGCGCACGACGAGCGCCGCGGCGAACCGCGCGGCGCCGCGCACGCCGCCGCUCACGGCCCCGGACCCGCAGUCGCCGCCGCCGCGCGCGCCCUUCGCGCGAGCGCCUUUGGUGCCGCAAAGCCCCGAGAUGGUGAUACCCACGGGCGGAGGGGAGGAGGGGCCAAAGACCACGAAUCCGGAGUGGACCGCCGCGGCGGAGUCUGCGCAGUUCGCCACGAGCCUGGAAGAGUUGGUGCGAAGUGCCCCCCUGAACAUCCCCGUGGAGGUCAAGAGUGAGGACGCGCUCACCAGCGCGCUGGUGCGUGCGGUGCUGGAAGCGUGCCCGGAGCUGCACGGCGCGGUGCCGGAGAACCCGGUGGAGCCGCAGAUCUGCUCGGCGGCCAGCACCAUGUUCGCCCACGCCAUGGGCUCCUACACCGACAGUCUCCUCAUGACCUCCGCAGCCACCUCCAUCGCCGAGACCUUCCUGGCCUCCUCGCUGGGCGAAAGCGCCGGAGAAAAGCGGCGCCGCGAACCGAAGGACUGCUGGAGCAAUGUCUUCACCCACAGCUACUGCUGCGUGGAGUCUCCUUGCUUCCUUUGGGGCCGGUCUUUGACUGAGCCCCAAGUUGCAAAGGCGAAGCAGCACUGGGCCCACAGCGGCGUGGCCUGCCGCUACCUCUGCCAGGCAGAGCCGUCCUGCAGAGUCUGGGUCUUCCACAUCCCCGCUUCCGAUGAUCUGGAGCUUGCUGGGCCCUGCCUCCUCUCCGAGGAGGAGUUGCCAGAGAUAUCGGCGGAGUCGGAGGAGGCCAAAGAGUUGCCGGCGGCGGUGGCGGGCGGACGGUUCUGCGCGCCGGCGGCGCUGUCCUGGGCGGCGGAGGUGCGGAGGGAGACGCUGGAGACGAAGGCCUCGGAGGCGGCGGCGGACGCGGCGGCGCAGCUGCGGAGGGAGGGCUGGGCGGUGCUGCGGGGCGCCCUGCCGCCGCUGCAGCGGCAGCUGCUGCGGCGGGCCGCCGAGGCCGCCUCGGCUUCCUUGCUGGCGAAAGACCCCCAGCACCUGGGCAACCGGGGCCCACGGAGGUACUCCUGGGGCGGGGCCUCCAGCUCCCACCACAUGGUGCACCACGCGGCCUGGGCCCAGCUCCUGAGCCAACCCUGGCUGUUGCCAGUCCUCCAGGAGGCGUUCGGCGCAGAGUUCAUGGCCGUGGGCGGGGGCGGGGACUUUGUGCUGGGCGACACGGACUCACACCAGCGCUUACAUGUGGAUCUGCAGCUGGAGGAGAUGUAUGUUCAGGACUCCCCGGCGGCCAUCGUGGCGAACUUCGUGGUCUCGGAGAUCGGCUGCCGCGAUGGGCCGCUGAGGCUGGUGCCGUACACCCAGCGGAUGCCUAUGGCAGGACUGGCGAAGGACUGGGGCUAUGCCACCCACCUGCAAAAGGAGGACUUUCUGGUGGCGCAGCAGAACUUGUCCUUUGUCCACCUUUGUCCCCUAAGCCCGGGGGACGUCAUCUUGCGGGACAUGCGGCUCUGGCACGGGGGCUCUCCAAAUCUGGGCCGCGAGCCGAGAUUUCUGCCCUCCGCCGAGUUCCUGUCGAUGUGGUACGCGGAUGCGGCAAGGCGCGCGCGGACGGACCACUUCACCCCGCGCCCGGUGCUGCCGCUGGCGCUGUGGCUCCGCAUGCCGCCCGCGGCGCGGCAGAUCUGCCGCCGGAUCUUGGCGGCGCCGGCGGCGGUGAACGCCUCGCUGCGGGAGGAGGUGGUGCUGAUGUUGCCCUACGUCGCGGAGGAACGCCCAUGAUGUCCAAGGAGCUGUCAAGGUGCGCCACUCCACGCCCAACGCUCUGGGCCUGAUUUACUGCGGAGACUAUCUGACCAUCGCUGAGUUUUCGCAUCUUCUGCUCUCCGCCUUCGUGGGCAAAUAGGCCAGAUCCGCGUUCAAGGCACGCCUCUGACUCGGCGCCUUUCACCGCGAUGUCGCCGUCGAUUUCGCCGUCCACGCGCGCGAUGAAGCGGGGGGCGGGUUUCAGGUAUGCAGGAGAAGGAGGUAUGAGGGCGGAUGUCCGAGACGUGCAGCUACAAGCAGCUUUCUUGGAGCACUGGACAUAGCUAUCCCCUGCCCAGACGUGGCCUUGCCGCCUUUGGGGUUCUUUGAAGUUCUCCUCACCAACUACUCUCCCUUCCAUGUUCCCAUGGCACCUGACAGAGGGUGCCUUGAACAAAAGUAACCUUCCGGGCAUCCCCC
Molecule: messenger RNA, 4253 nt
Organism: Effrenium voratum
Lineage: Eukaryota; Dinophyceae; Suessiales; Symbiodiniaceae
Source: the annotation of a GenBank genome assembly